AUGGGAGCAACUUUCUCCCACCGGCUCUCCGCCCAGUGGUCGCCACGGCACGGCAAGCUGGAUCACCUCGCACUGAAACUCCGGAAUGCGGGGAAGCUCGAUGUUCCCUACUGGGUGUGUGCCUUCUCCGUGAACCAGCAUGCAGGAAUUUGCGCCACACCGCCGCCCACGGACACUACAGGAUACCCCAUCAUUCCCUGUGAGUGUACAAGGGCGAAGCACCUUUCUGGAGAUCUCAGCGAGAUGAACAAGUUCGACGACAUGAUGGCCUAUUUGAAGAAAUACCUGCGCGAGAAGUCCAUCCGGGAAAGCAGCCACGUUCGGCUGCAGCAGGUGGUGGCAAUGGAGGUCAACUUUUCCCUGCUCACGCGCGUUUGGUGCGUUGCCGAGCUCGUGGAAGCGAACAACCUGCAUCUGACGCAAACGAUCAAGCUCCAUUCGGGGGCGUCGCAGCGGAGCUGCCUGGACAAGAUCAUGAACCUGGAUGUGGCGGAGGCCCAGGCCUCCUUCCCAGCAGACAAAGAGCUAGUCCUCAGCAAGAUUGAGGACAUCCCCGCCUUCAACAACAGGCUGCAGAACCUCUUACUUCACCGCUUGGAGGGAUUCCUGGGCAGCAGGGCCGAGCGCGCUGCGAAUUGCCUGGAUGACGUGGUCCUCGCCGUCCUGCAGGUGAUGAUGUGA
Messenger RNA from Symbiodinium sp. CCMP2456, 681 nucleotides. The record is from the annotation of a GenBank genome assembly. Lineage: Eukaryota; Dinophyceae; Suessiales; Symbiodiniaceae.